CACAAUUCGGUCCAGACCCUCCAUCACAGCCCUUAAAGCAAACUGCACGCUCGGCUAUCUUGACUUUAGUACUUGGGUUUUACCCCUGACUGCCCGAUAUGGACAGCAAGGAACUGAUUAACGAACACAAGCACAUCAAACAAGGCUUUGUCCUUGCAACCCUCAUCUCCACCGUUGCCGGCACCUUCAUCACCAGCCUCAAUCUCUAUGAUCGCCUCAUCGAGCAGCGCAAGCAAAAGAAGCGGGACAAGGGCCAGAAUAAGAGGAUCAAAGAGCUCGAAGAGCGCUUAAACGAGGCAGAGGCCGAGAAGAAACGAUUGAGAGAGGGAAGCAGUGGCGGGAAGGACAGCCAUGACGGUCCUGACAACUUCAGAAACUCUCUUCAGCAGAGCAGCAACGCGGUCCAGCAAGAAUAUGAGCGUUAUUUUGCCAAUCUGGGAUCCAAGUUUGCCCAAGGAGACUUGGUAGCGCAAACCCAACUCCAAAGCCAAAUCAUUCUCCUCCAAGGCAGCGUCAUCAAGCUGCUCGAGGAGGCGCUCCUGACGGGCACGAUCCCCGACAUCAACAGGCUCUACAACACGUCCGAGUUCGCGCGAGAGGGCAGCCUCCGCGCCCUGCGAGACCAGUAUCAACGCCUGCUGGAAUCCUCCGCUCCUGUCCCGCAGCAGCGAUUGCGGCCUGGACGACCUACGGGCCCCGUGAGGCGCAUCUCAUCCACCCCUUCGCUCCGCGAUUAUUACUCCUCUACAGCUGCCGACUCGGCGAUUUGGACCGGGCAACGCCAACUGGGACCGGCAGCACCACGCAAAACACUCGCAUCAUACGACCGGCCGCCGCCACCUUCUGACCCGCUGUUCUGCCGCCUUGCCCAGGAUGUCCAGCGCACCGACAGGCCGCUGGACAGCUGUCUUACUACCACCGACCGUUCACCGUCGUCAAUGUGCACCACGUGCGGUGCUGCAAUUGGGCUAGAUGUAUGGCGUGUAGAGAAAGAAGUCGCGGUGAGAGGGCGGGAGUCAGACGACGAGUCCGAGGUCAUUGUGGUGCGGACGUACCUGCUGACGCGGCGCUUCCUCUUCAAGUGCCACCGGGAAGGGUCCGAGUAUGCGUGCUAUCUGUGUUUCCGCAACCGCGACAGGGACACGGUGUGCAGGUCGGAGGAGGGCCUCGUGAGCCACGUCACGAGCAAGCACAGCACGGCCGAGUACGAGGCGGACAGAGACAUCAGGGACCUCAGUCGGGCUCUCCCGUAUCGGUAGUUGUGGGUGAACAUAAGGUACGCAAGCAGUUGAGGGAAGUGGAGAUAGGAGAUGUGGCACAUGUUGAACGUUUGUUUGCUUGUUGAACGUACUUCGGUUAUGUAGACUUCAGAUACGAUACC
Parathielavia appendiculata is the source of this 1381-nucleotide messenger RNA. RefSeq lists its product as uncharacterized. Lineage: Eukaryota; Fungi; Ascomycota; Sordariomycetes; Sordariales; Chaetomiaceae. The transcript is spliced from 3 exons. Bases 99 to 1259 code for a protein of 386 amino acids. The record is from RefSeq and is a predicted model, not a curated record.